Molecule: messenger RNA, 1077 nt
Organism: Sinocyclocheilus grahami
Lineage: Eukaryota; Metazoa; Chordata; Actinopteri; Cypriniformes; Cyprinidae
Gene: echdc1
Product: enoyl CoA hydratase domain containing 1
Exons: 4
Coding region: 6-686 (226 amino acids)
Biological process (GO): fatty acid beta-oxidation
Cellular component (GO): cytosol
Molecular function (GO): catalytic activity
Source: RefSeq, a predicted model, not a curated record
GCAGCAUGAUGCUUGAACUGGAGCAGCGGGUGCGUGAGCUGGAGACCUGGACAGAAGGGAAAGCUGUGAUUGUGCAGGGAGCUGCUGGAACCUUCUGCUCUGGAUCCGAUCUCAAUGCAGUCAGAGCCAUAGCAAACCCACACGAUGGCAUGAAGAUGUGCGAGUUCAUGCAGAACACUCUCACAAGACUCCUCAGGCUGCCGCUCAUCUCAGUGGCGCUGGUGGAGGGAAGAGCGCUGGGUGGAGGAGCAGAACUCACCACUGCCUGCGACUUCAGGUUGAUGACGUCUGAUGGUGUUAUCCAGUUUGUCCAUAAGCACAUGGGUUUGGUACCCGGAUGGGGAGGAGCUGCAAGACUAGUUCGUAUUGUUGGCAGCCAGAAUGCCCUGAAACUGUUGAGCGGCGCUAAAAAAGUUGAUCCAGACUUUGGAAAACAGAUGGGACUGGUUGAUGAGGUGCUCCAUUGCUCUUCUGGCGAGGGAAAUGCACUGGCUCACGCCGAGCAGUGGCUGAGUCCGUUCAUUAAGGGCCCGGCCCCAGUGAUCCAGGCGGUGAAGAGGGUUGUUGUCUCGGGAAGAGAGCUUCCUCUGGACGAAGCCCUUCAAACGGAGAGAAGUGUGUUUGGGACAGUAUGGGGCGGCCCGGCCAAUCUCGAGGCUCUGGCUUUAAAACCUAAACAUAAGUGACUGCAAUCAUCAUCGCUGCACAACAUUAAAACUGUUUCAAAUAUGCUUGAAGAACUUUAUGUUUUCAGAUCAGUAGAAGUAACCGAAAACUUCCUGGAUUGCUUUUGCGGAGUUCAUGUCAACUUGCGCAUGCACACAUUAGUAUAUUAAUAUCUGAGUGCUGUAUCUUUCAAAGCUUUGUGAUUGCAAGAAUCUAUGCACAUUAAUGCAGUCCUUUAUUGUAGUGUACACUUUUGUCUUUUUCUGCAUAAAGGAUAAACCUGAGGGGAAAAUAAAGCAGUAUCGGCUAAUUAAAAUCCAUGAAUCCAGGGUGAAUCAAACGCAAUGUUCACAUUUUGAAUUGUCCUGCAUCGCCAUGUCUCAUUGUGGACAUAUAAAAAAAUAACUUGCA